AUGCCGAACCCAGAAACACCGGGAGGGGCCGUCGGGGGGGGGGAACCCGCGCCGGGGGCCGCGUGUGGGCCUCUUGUGUGCCCAGCGGAGCCCGCAAGGCCGCCUGAGAGGCGCAACCACGAGGACACAGUGAUUGUCAGGCGCGACCCGACGCCGGGAGGGCGCAGAACAUGGCGGAGUGGCCAUGAGGGCGCGGGGCCGGGGUCGGCGCUCCCUCCCGCGCGUGCAGUCAGAGGCGCGCCGGGGAGAGCGCCGCGGCGCCCAGGCCGACUGAGGGCUGGGGCCGGCGCGCGGCCGGGGCCCGCCACCCUUUCGCAGCGGCGAAGUCGGGACAGCGAGUCAGUCGUGCUGCCCGCCGUUGGGCCUGUCCUCGCGGCCUCGGCCUGCCGGAACGCCCUGCUUCUCGCCGAUAGUAUGGUCGGGUCCUCCAGGGCGCUGCUGGCCGGGCCGGAGCGCGGCGCGGGGUCCGAAGCCCAGGACGUUAGCCCGUCCGGGGGCGUCCCGCCCCUCAGAGCAGUACACUGCAGUUCCCUGAGGUCCAGCAACUUGGAGCAGAUCUUUGACCACGUGGGGCACUUUGGCAGAUUCCAGGUAGUACUCUAUUUUGUGUGUGCCUUCCAGAACAUCUCUUGUGGAAUCCACUACUUGGCUUCUGUGUUCCUGACAGUGAGCCCCCAGCAUACCUGCAAACCCCCAGGGAACGUGAGUCAAGUUCUUUUCCACAAUAUCUCUAACAGGAGGUUUGACGACGUCUGGAUGCUGUUUUCUACAGGUGGAGAAGACCACAUUACCGUGCAGCUCCAGAACGGUGAGGUCUGGGAGCUCUCGCACUGUCAAAGGCUCCGAAGGGAAGACAAGAAGUUGAGUUUGAACUAUGAUUAUCAUGGAAUUAAGAGUAGGUUUUCUUGCACAGACGGUUACUUCUAUGACAAGACUGAGUGGGAUAGCACUGUGGUGACCCAGUGGGAUCUGGUCUGUAACCAAGAAUGGUUUGCAAGGAUUAUCCAACCUGUAUUUAUGCUUGGAGUCCUGCUAGGAGGGGUGAUUUUCGGCGACCUUUCUGACAGGAUAGGAAGAAGACUUGUCCUGUGGUUCACAAGCGUUGGCAUAUUUUUGUUUAGCACAUCAGCUGCAUUAACAUUUGAUUAUUACAGCUUCCUGAUCACAUACUUUUUUCUUGCUAUAGUUGCAAGUGGCUAUCUUGUGGUGAUGUUUGUCUAUGUGAUGGAAUUUAUUGGCAGGGAGUCUCGGACAUGGGCCGCCAUCCAAGUACACUCCUUUUUUGCGAUUGGAACCAUGAUUGUGGCUUUGGUGGGCUACUUGACCAGUAACUGGAGGAUAUAUCAAUUGGUGCUGUCCACAGUGUCUGUCCCCUUUAUCAUGUGCUGCUGGAUGCUCCCAGAGACACCUUUUUGGCUUCUGUCAGAGGGAAGAUAUGAAGAGGCACAAAAAGUAGUUGACAAGAUGACCAAGUGGAAUAGGAGAACCUCCUGUAAACUGUCAGAGCUUUUACUCCUGGAUCUCAGUGGUCCUGUUGGGAAUAAAUCUUCUAGAGCUGAGAAGCACAAACUGUUUGAUCUCUUUUACGACUGGAAUAUUGGAAUAAGGACGCUUAUUGUUUGGCUGAUUUGGCUCACAGGGUGUUUGGGAUUCUACAUCUUCUCUUGGAAUUCUGUUAACUUAGGAGGCAAUGUAUAUUUAAAUCUCUUCCUCAUGGGCAUAGUGGAAAUUCCUGCCUAUCUUUUUGUGUGUGUGGGAAUGGACAGUUUUGGGAGAAGAAACAUUCUGAUCUUCCUCCUUAUCUCAAGUGCACUGAUCUGUGGCGUGAUUAUCAUAAUUCCCACGAAUCACUAUAUUUGGACUGUGCUGGUAACUAUGGCUGUGAAGUUCACCAUAGGGGCAUCCUUUGGUCUCAUUUACCUUUAUACAGCAGAGCUGUAUCCAACAGUCAUAAGGUCUCUGGCGGUGGGAAGUGGCAGCAUGGUGAGCCGCGUGGGGAGCAUCAUCGCCCCGUUCUGUGUGUACCUCUCCAGCGUUUGGGUCUUCAUGCCACAGUUGAUUGUUGGAAUUUUGGCCUUAGUGAGUGGACUGCUAGCAGUAAAGCUUCCCGAAACCCUCGGAAAGCCUCUUACAACUACGUGGGAGGAGGCCGUCAACCUGCAUGAAAGAAAAGAUACCAGUUCAAGCAAAUUGUUUCCCAUAUCCAACAAUACUGAGUUGGAAAAAAUAGAAGCGAUUAAUUCACGGGGCCCUGGCCUUCGUGAAUAG
This is a messenger RNA of Condylura cristata (star-nosed mole), 2268 nucleotides long. It is a transcript of the gene SLC22A16, whose product is annotated as solute carrier family 22 (organic cation/carnitine transporter), member 16. Gene Ontology annotation, biological process: transmembrane transport. The transcript has 8 exons. Lineage: Eukaryota; Metazoa; Chordata; Mammalia; Eulipotyphla; Talpidae. The record is from RefSeq and is a predicted model, not a curated record. Gene Ontology annotation, cellular component: membrane. The coding region runs from base 1 to 2268 and encodes 755 amino acids.